UUUUGCCUCAAAACUAUGUAGUUUUGAGGUGUGGGUAGCGCCGGCUGCUCCUGCCAGGCAGCAGAGCCCCCGCCUCCGUCUUGUUUCAUAUCGUCAGCUCCUAACGUGUAAUAAAUUUCUUCGGGAGGGGGAAAAGCUGUAAGCAAAAUGGGGAAUCAGUUAUAGAAGGGGUUCGUGUCUGAUUGGCUAGUUGGCAAGGCAAUAGACCUUGUCAUGAUCAGACAUUGAUCCGAGAGGAUGAUCAAACCACACAAGGUCCACUAGACAGUGUCCUGAAUCUGAUGGGACUCUGUUCGUAACCAAAGCCUUGUUCUUUUUGUUCUCUUCAUCUUCGACUGGGUAGUUGAGCCGAUUCGAGUAGUACUAUGUUGUUCCCCUUUCGUCUCGCUCCAUCGCUCAAACUGACUAAAGCCCUCUACCAAACACUAUCAAAAAAACACUAUACAGUGAAGACCCCUGUAUAUCUGAAGCCUCUCAACUCCAAGAUCUCAGAUUACAUGAGGAAUGGCCUUGUUGAGGAAGCCCAGAACCUGUUUGACGCAACGCCGCAGAGAAACACUGUCACAUGGAAUGCUAUGAUACGCGGGUACUUCCAAAAUGGGCAGCUCAACCAAGCAAUGCUUUUGUAUAACCGAAUGACCGACCGGGAUAUUUACUCGUAUAACACGGUGAUAUCGGGGUUAAUGCAAUGCGGUGAAGUGAGUAAUGCUAUGGACGUUUUUUAUUGUAUGCCACUCAGAGAUGUUGUGACUUGGAAUUCUAUGAUUUCAGGGUUUGUUUGUAAUGGUUUGAUGGAUGAAGCCUUUUGGAUUUUUGAUAGGAUGCCUUUAAAAGAUGUGGUUUCUUGUAACUUGAUGAUAACAGGUUUGCUAAAGCGUGGAGACUUGGAUUUGGCUGAAGAGUUGUUUAAAGAAAUGGGUGCACGCAAUGUGGUGUCUUGGACUUUAAUGAUGUCUGGGUUACUGAGUGCUGGACGAAUUGGUGAUGCCCGUGAAAUUUUUGAAAGCAUGCCCGUAAAUGUAAGAGAUGUGCAAGCUUGGAAUACAAUGAUAACUGGCUAUAUUGAUAAUGGGUAUUUAGAAAUCGGGGAAGUUUUAUUUCACAAAAUGCCUGAGCGAGACUGGAAUUCCUGGAAUGGGAUUAUAACCGGGUUGGUGAAUGUUCAGCGUCUUAGUGAUGCUAUGAGGCUUUUCUGGGAGAUGCCACAAAAAUGCCCAAGAACAUGGAAUCUAAUCUUGAUGGAAUUAGUAAAGAAUGGGCUCGUGAAAGAAGCUCAUGCAGUUCUUGUCAAAAACCCAUUUGGUGAUGUUGUGUCCAUAACAAAUACAAUUAUCGGAUAUUUUCAUUUAGGAGAGGUUCAAACUGCAGUUGAACUUUUUGAAUCAGCACCUAUUCGAGACAUAACACUAUGGAAUGUCACAAUAUUUGGGUUAGGAGAAAAUGAUCUUGGAGAGGAUGGUUUGAAAUUAUUCAUGAGAAUGAGAGAGAUAAGUUUUCCAGUGGAUGAGUUUACGUUUACUAGCGUGCUCACAAUAGGUUCAAUCCUUCCAUCUUUAAAUCUUGGUGAGCAGACUCAUGCACAAAGUAUCAAGAUGGGUUUCGAUUUUUUCAACGCAGUUUGUAAUGCUAUGGUUACUAUGUAUGCUAGAUGUGGAAACAUGGAUUCAUCCUUGAUGGUAUUCUCUUCUAUGUCCAAUCAUGAUUUGAUUUCUUGGAAUUCUAUAAUAGGUGGAUUCGCUCACCAUGGAAACGGAGAAAAAGCCCUACACAUGUUCAACCAAAUGAGAUUGACCGCCAUUAAACCCAAUCAAAUAACCUUUAUUGGAGUUCUUUCUGCUUGUAGCCACACGGGACUAGUAGAAGAAGGUAAGUAUUACUUCUAUAUCAUGAAGUACAAGUAUUUUCUUCAGCCUAUGUCUGAGCACUACACUUGCAUUGUCGAUCUUCUCGGUAGAUUUGGACAUAUAGAUGAAGCAAUGAGAUUUUUGGAUCAAAUGAGAGAUGAUGGAAUCGAAGCUUCCACGAGUGUCUGGGGUGCCUUGUUGGGAGCGUGUAGAAUUCACAGUAAUGUUAAUGUGGGUGAGAUUGCAGGGGAGAAGGUUCUGGAGUUAGAGCCUUGGAAUUCUGGUGUGUACAUGAUUUUGGCUGAAAUGUUUACUGAAAGUGGGAGAAAAAAAGACGCUGAGAAGAUUUGGGUUCGAAUGAAAGAGAUUGGAGUGAAGAAGCAACCUGGGUGUAGUUGGAUUGAACUAAACAACAGUGGGCAUGUUUUUCUUUCAGGAGAUGGUUCCCACCCAGAGUUUUAUGACAUCUGUUCUAUUUUAGAGUUGCUGCUAAUUGAGAUGGAGAUUGAAAUGUUGAAACCAAAUGCUAGUUCAUGUCAAGAUAUACAUGCCAUAUGCGGAUGAAGCUGAAUUGGUCACUUUUUCUUAUCUUCAUUCACUUGGUUUGCUAAUCUCUCCUAAGGCUAGUGGGGAUUAUAGUUUAGUGGAGGGAUCUCUGCAGGGAAAAGAAAGUACAUACGCUAACAAAUCCAAUAUGUUGGCUCUCUUUUACCCCUCCUUUUGCUUUCCAUAUGAUACCCUCCACAAAACCAAGAUCCAAAGCGGGCCUUGCCUACUCAGAUCUGAUACUGCAAAAACACCCACAAACCACCUGAGCUUAGGCUGGGAAGAGAACCUGAGAAUUUCAGUUCUUGAUAUAUCACCAUGUCCAAUUCACCAACCUGUGCAACUUAGUACUUGGUAUUCACCGUAUGCCGAAUUUCUAUCCCAAAGAGAUGGCUGCAUCAAGUAGAAGAUGAAACUUAUUUAUAUACUUGGGAGGAGAUGAAUAAAGGUGUGGUUGCCAAUUGGGAAGUCCUACAAAAAGAUUAAAUGGCUCACUAGCAGCAACUUUGUUGAUUGUAUUGGCUAAGUGUAUAAUAAGAGGCUUGUCAAUACUCAAUACUGUGGGCUUGCAGAGAUUUUGGAUCAAUCUUUAUGUGUUGAAGAUAAGCUCUGCAUUUUGUUUGGUAAUGUGCACAAGAGAAGGGGAGAAGUUCAUUGGGAGAUGGGGGAAAAUGGAAAUGCUAAACAGAUUCAUUUCAGUACUAGAGAAACAGCAGGAUGAUGUAAAAUGUGCAGGUAUCUGUAAAUAGCUGCCAAGGCUUAGUUGGAAGAUGCUGGAACCUCAUACUGUGGACGCGAGCAUAAGCCCGUCAAGUUUGAUCUAAAUCUAAGCAAAUCCCACCAGAGUCCAGAAAUACUGUGACAGUGGCAUGUUCAAAAUUAUUAGCUAAUAUGUUUGGUUUUCAUAUUUAUUUGUAUAGAAAGGACAAGAAAACACAGCCAAGGGGUUUCCCCAAGCAUAUGGGAUAGACUACUUGGAAACCUUUGCUCUGGUAACAAAAAGAAACUCCAUAAUACGGAGUAGUGUUUUUUUUCUCUCUCAGUUGCUUUUAAAAAGGAUGGUCUCUACACCAAUUUGACAUUAAGAAUGCUUUCUUGCAUGGUGACCUCACAUUGGGUUAAUUGAAAAGACCCACAAAAGGCUAGUUCUUUGUAAGUGAGACUUGUGUAUAAAUAUUGUUAGUUCUUUUAUUCUCCAUGUUCUGGAUCCUGUUCUUGCAAUUUCUGGAACACCCAAGUAAAGAUGUGGCUUGCAUUGAUGUUA
Messenger RNA from Rhododendron vialii, 3654 nucleotides. Its product is annotated as pentatricopeptide repeat-containing protein At4g02750-like. The record is from RefSeq and is a predicted model, not a curated record. Gene Ontology annotation, biological process: RNA modification. The transcript has a single exon. Lineage: Eukaryota; Viridiplantae; Streptophyta; Magnoliopsida; Ericales; Ericaceae. The coding region runs from base 366 to 2408 and encodes 680 amino acids. Gene Ontology annotation, molecular function: RNA binding; protein binding.